This is a messenger RNA of Colletotrichum graminicola M1.001, 603 nucleotides long. RefSeq lists its product as uncharacterized. The coding region runs from base 1 to 603 and encodes 200 amino acids. The transcript has 2 exons. The record is from RefSeq and is a predicted model, not a curated record. NCBI's taxonomy places the organism in Eukaryota, Fungi, Ascomycota, Sordariomycetes, Glomerellales, Glomerellaceae.
AUGGACUACUGGAACACGGCCGAAGCAGAAAUCAAAGGGCCUUACCUAUUCAUACACUCGAGUAGUGCCGACUGCACGCUUCGGAAAGGCGCCCCCGUGUUGCUCCAUCGAAGCCAAGCUCCUUUCCGGAAGCCCGGUGACGACAGGGAAUGGGUAACAAUUACUCCCCUCGCCGUCCAGGAGUAUCACGCGAGAGGCGAGCGGCGUGAGCGGCGUGUCCCUAUGUUCGAGGGCAGCCAUCCCAGAAUCGUAAUUCCCGCGGUUCACAUUCGUAUGAAGGUCCGCAUCAUCAGAGACUUCGUUCCUGGUGUCCCUGAGUACGAUCGUAUUACCGCCAUUGGCGCCGACACACCUCUCAGGACGACAAUCUUCCGAAAAGGGGAUGUCGCCAUAUGGGACGAUUUCACAAUGCGUCCAUCCGUUGUUAUCAAACUCCGCUGUGACAUGGCCAACGAACACGGGCUCGUGAGCGACAAUCCUACCCCGAACGCUCUCAAGGUCCGCGCCAAUGGGAACUUCGCAUCUCACGUAAAUCUAGCGUUCAUCAUGGGCUUCGAUAAGGAAUUGUUUCGCAAGCCGAAAUUUCGUUCAUUGCGGCGUUGA